This is a messenger RNA of Magallana angulata, 3409 nucleotides long. Its product is annotated as BRO1 domain-containing protein BROX-like. The coding region runs from base 117 to 1373 and encodes 418 amino acids. The record is from RefSeq and is a predicted model, not a curated record. The transcript is spliced from 11 exons. Lineage: Eukaryota; Metazoa; Mollusca; Bivalvia; Ostreida; Ostreidae.
CGGGAUCGUGAUUCGGAAAAAUCGAGAGGACAACAAAGAUGGCGCUUUCGCAAUAGAGAAUCGAAAAAUUGUUGACAGUUAAAGUUUAACUUGUGAAACAUAUCUGAUCAUCCACGAUGUCUUAUUGGUUCCACAGAAAUCCUCUUAAGGCAACGUCUAAUCUUACUUUUGAGUUGGCAGGUGUAUCAACUGAUGAUAAAACACGGCAGAUAUUCGCUCAGAUGAGGCAAACCAGGAACAAACUGCUUGAAAUGUUAACCGACCCAAACCAUGACAUGACAACUAUGGAGAAAGCUGUCAAUGACUACUUCUCCUUAUUACUUGGCUUAAUACAACCAUUUGAGGAAAAUGAAUCUGAAAACAAACUGAGAAGAGCCAUUAAAUACAGAUGGACCAACAGCCUUUUGGGAACUGUUGUCAAGGAACAGCAGGAUUCUGUGUAUGAAGCUGCCAGCAUGGCCAUUAAUGUGGGACUGUGGUACACCAAGCAUGCUGCCAAGUUAGCUGCUAAAGAAGAACCUGAUAUGGAAGAAGCGAAAGAGGUUCACAAGUGUUUGAAGAUUGCAGCAGGAGUAUUUACAUAUGUGAAGGAUGAUUUGAUUGGACGACUCUCUGACAAUACAGAGAAUGCAAUAGACACAGACAGCCGAGUUCUGGAUGCAUACAUUGGACAGUGCACAGGGGAGGCUCAGGAAGUCACACUGGCUCGAGCUGUUGAGAUGAAGCAUUCCGCAAGCUUGAUAGCUGCACUAUCUCAUGAGACAUCUCAACUUUAUCAAAAAGCAGAUGAUGCUCUACAGAGUCUUGACAUUAAAGUUGUUGGCAAGUGGAGAAAAUAUUUUCAGUUGAAGUGUGAAUUCUAUAAGGCUUAUGCUUAUUGCUACCAGGGUGAGACACUGCUGGCCCAGGAUAAAUGUGGGGAGGCUGUAAGGGGGCUCCAGGAAGGGGUCAAAUGUUACGAGAAGUCUGAGGCACUGUGCAGAGAGUAUGCUAGUGCUAAGGGGCUGGGAACAUUUGCCCGACCAGCCAAUCAUCUCUUCUUUAGGAAGCUUGGGCCGGUCUUAAAGAGAACACUGGAAAAAUGUGAAAGAGAAAAUGGAAUGAUUUACCAUCAGAAAGUGGCAUAUGAUCCCCCAAUUUUAGAACUGAAGGCCACUUAUGGACUCGCAGCCCCCGAGCCAUAUACCCCGCCAGCCCUGAACCCUCUGUGGAGCAAGGAGGUUUAUGAAAAAAUGAACUCCAAAAUGGCUCCCAAGCCUCAAGAAGAUAAAGAAAAGAAGGAUAAACCCGCUGAGCUGCCCCCUGUCAAGGAGAAAGAGACCCCCAUGUCGGAGAAGGACCCCGGCAAUUUCAGUGGAUGUGUACUAUCGUAAUGGAUGUUCAGAGAGCGCUACUGAACUGUGUAGUGAAUAUGUAACAGCAAUUAUUUGAACAAAAUCAUUUCCAUAUGACUGUAAAUCAAGAUAAGUUGUGAGAGAAAAAUACCUUUUCUUUUUAGUUGAAGCAACAAACAUGCUACUCUGUGACACUUUGUGUUGUAGAAAUACAAAUUCAAAUGUAGCCUCGUUAAGAAAAUGGUUUGGAUUACUGGGUAUGUGAAUUGUAUAGAGUAGGUUAUGGAAUGUUCCCUGCAUUUGAAGGGAAUGAAAGUCUUUCAAGUCUGUGUAAUAUGAUGUCUGUAAUCAGUGUUUGCCGUCUUGUCUUUAAAUUCAAAUUUUUUCGAUGGACAUGUACAUAUAAUUUCAUGUUAAUAUUAGCCUAAAGAUGUACAUAUACCUUAUCAAUGUUCAUCAUCUCAAAUUUUUGUUUAACCAGAAUUUAUUUUUAAUUUAUUGCAACAUUUAUUGCAUUUAUUGUUAAAAUUCCGAAUGUGUACUCAACCACAGAAAUUUUACAAUGAACUGUAUGGAAAAGGAACAAUUUUCUGCAUUACCUUAUAGCAUGUACCGUAAAACAAGUGGUAUUUAAGUCGAAUAAAAAUGUUCAACUAUUAUCUCUGACAUUUGUUUUUUUGUUUUAAAGCUUAUUGGUCAGAGAUAAGUCUGUUUGAUUUUAUGGUUGCAAACUGUUUGUAUGCUUUUGAAGGUAAUAAAUAACUUUAAAAUCUACCAUGCUAGUGUAUUUUACCAACAGCAAAUUUCUGUAUUAACAAAAUUACCAUACCCAUUAUUUUUCACCAAUGACAAAUUCCUGUAUUGUUCACCAGUAGACAAUUUUCAUGAAUGUUUUUAAUUUGGUUUCUUUGUAAAAUCUGCAAAAAUCUUCACAGCACAGUUUACCAUAUUUACACUUGUAUGCUUACCUGGUGUGAUAUUGAUUGAAAAACUGGGCAUAUUUUUGUACUGUGUUGAUGUGUGUAACUAUAUACAUGUAUUAGUUUAUUACCUCCACUGGCAGUACAUUUUAGAUUGCUUACAGAGUUUAAUAUACACAUACAUGUAAACAUUAAAAUCUCAAACUCAUCAUGUUGGAGAGGUCCAAGAGAAAACUUAAGAGCUAAGGGUAUUUGUUAUUGAGGUAUAAAAAGUUUCAGGGACCUUGAAAUCUUUUGGACAUAUCCGUGCUAUUCCAUAUACCAUAGUUUGACUGACUUUUGUAUAGAAUUAGUUAUGAAUUCAAAUUUUUUGAAUAUUGGGAAACACCUACAGAGGGCUCCACUUAAUCGGAUAGCGGUUAAACUGAUAUUUCCAUUAUUCUGAUAUAAUAAUAAAACACCAUACCAUUUCUUACAUAUUCCUUUAAAUUUUUUUCCUGAUUAUCUGAUAAGAAAAAAAUGCCAUAUUCAGUUAAUCUACCUAAUAGGAUUGUGACCGUGUAAUACAUGUACACAUGUAUUGAAAAAAUCAUUUUACAAAAUAUUGUUGUAUAUAUUGUGCAUGUGUGUUGUUUACUGAUAUGCAUUAUUCACAUGUGUAACAUUUUACAACAGGAUGCAGAUUGUUGUAAUUGUAUCAUGUUCCAGUCUAAAUAUAAUCUGUGCAUACAUGUAAACAAUAAUAAUUACAUGUAUCUUUAAUUACAUUUUUUACCCUUUAGCUAUUUAGAUUGGAUUUGGAGAUUGGGAAAAAUAUUAAAGUAUACUACAAAUGGACUUGUGUAUCCAUAGAAUUAAAGUUCAAAACCUAUAAUGUUUUUAGGUGACGAUAAGAACUGGCAUUAAUGCUCCACUGUUAACUGUGGCUUAGUAUGUCGUUUAUUAAGUUAUUGAAUAAAUUUUGUUUUCUUACUUUUGAUACAUGUACAUGCACAUAUAGAAAUAAUGUAAGUUCUUGUAUUUAUCUUUUAAGGUUAUAAGAUGUUUAUUGCAUUUCAUAUGAUGACAAAUCUGAAGCCAAAAUUAGAUGAUGAAAAUAUGAAUAUUAUAAAGCAAUUUCUUUUUUAUGAAGAGUAAUAAAUUUAGAGUAAUGUU